ACUAAUAGUGGCAUCCCAAAGCCAUAGACUCGCGGCCGAAGCAGGCGGCCGCGGCCGCGGCGGCUCGGCCGCUCGGGACAAGGCGAACAGGCGGGACUCAGAGCAAGCGACUUGCGCGCGCACGGGGGUGCCAAGAAGGACCUGGAGCUCGCGCCAACCUGGGUGGUAUGCCGGCGUCGAGCUCCUCGUCGUCUCCUUGUCGGCAAGCUCUGGCCUGUGGGUGCGCUCCUCCUCCAGCCGAAGGGCGGAACAUCGGCGAACUUUUCAACCAGAGCAUGCAUAUGCCGUGGAUAUCUCCAUCAGAUAGGCGUAUGACGGUCUCUGACGAGCUACACUUCCUACUUGGAAACCAGGCUUCAGAGUUCAUACCGGCUGUCAUCAAGGCGAAUCAAGGCUUCUCGGCAAGCUGUUCGCAAUCUCGUUCCAGAAUGUAUGCAAGGUACAUAGUGGUACUUCAGAAGAAGAAGAAAAAAAAAAGACGCAGCCGCAAAUCUUAACGGCUCGAGAAGCCCGAGUGCCCUCCGAGAGCGCUUCAAAUAGCCCCUCCUACCGCUCAUCCGCCACGGCUAAUUUUCUGAUCAGCCAAUCUCAAGUCCGCUUCCACGCUUUCCCAAGAACCCGCCACCCAAUCCAAGCAAAUGGAUCCUCGUCGGCGCUUAGGCCGGUCACCACCACGCAAGAGGGAACGCCAGGCAUCGCCGGCGAACGACUACAGAAACCGCCAUCUCUGGCGCUCACCCCCUCGGGACUUCGCGCCCUCCUGGACAGGCGCGCCUUCUCCUCCUGCGGCCUUCUUGGAGCGGCCGCCCUCGCCUCCCCUUCCUCUCUGGCGCUACAUCGAUUACAGCCGCGAGGAGCCCUACGGCCCUCGGCCAAGAUUCGAGCCAUGGCGCGUGUCCUCGCCUUCGGGACCCCAGAGGGAGGCUGACAGCUUCGGCAAUGGAUUCUUGGACCAUGACUGGCCGGAGUACAGCCGCGAGAGCAACUACGGUACGCCUACGAGCACUAGAUUCUUGGAGUUCGCUGAUUCUUUCCCGGGGCAGAGUCGUUUCGAGCGCGGCCGUGGUGAUGACUUCAGGCGACCGAACCGCUCCCUGCCGCGGUCGCCAAUGGACUGGGAUUUGCCUCGCGGGCAUUCGCCUUUCUUUGCCGACGAGCACCAGUGCUCCAGUUCAAGACCAAGGGAUUGGACACCAGCUUUGGAUGAUCGCAGGCGGCGGGGCUCGUCGCCGCCAGGGCGCCACGAGGGACGCGGUCACGUGCAGUCCCGCGAUGAGACGUUCUAUCGCUCCGGCCCCUUCCCGGUGGAGCGCGGCCGCGGCGACGGCUUCGAGGCGACACCACGUCCAAGAUUCUCCCAUGGAGCCAUGUUCCCCGAGCGCUCCCCUGCCAUAAUCUUGGAGGGCGAGAGGCGAUGGACACCGUCUCCUCAGGAUCGCCGGCGGGGAGCUCUGUUCCCGGGGUCUGACGGCCAUGACCGCUGGACGCAGCGCUCCAUGGAGAGACUGGGGCAGCAGAGCUCGCCACGUGGAGACCGUGGGGGCUCGUUCCUGGAGACAGGAGACCGUGGGGAGCGCUACCCUUUGGGCCCGCCGCCUCCACACAAUCUCGGGGGCGGCAGCGGCGGCGGGUUCCCACCACGGCGGUUCUUUCGCGGGAGGGGCGGGCUCCAGCAAACUGGGCCGCCAGGCGGCAGCGGACGCCAGCGAUCGCCUCGCCAGAGCUCGGUACUCCCUGCGCUGCGCACCGAGCCUGAAGCGUCGGGCGGCAGCCGACGCAAGGGCAAGGCAUUCCCCCGGAAGAGGUCGCCCCGCCCUGUGCGCGGAGUGCUGUCGGAGAAGCAAGUGGCAGGUGCUAUCAAGUCGACAGGAGUCGAGGAGCCGCAGGGUCCUUCGGAAUCUAAGCAUGAUGAUUCAAAUGGGGCGGUCAGACCAGAAGCUGCAGAUAAUGAAGGGGCGAUCAAGCCAGAAGCUACGGUGGAUGAAGGAGAUGGGACUGGUCUGAUUGUAGGGAUGUGCACAGAUGUACAGAAAGGCUACUUCCGUCUCACGGGGCCUCCAGAUGCAACAAAGAUAAGACCAAAGCCUGUACUUGUAGAAGCCCUGAAGUUUGUCCAGGUCUCAAGUAAAGACUAUAAUUUUAAAACAGAUCAACUGAAAUCAAUUCGUCAAGAUAUGACUAUCCAGAACAUAGAGGAUGAACUUUCUGUGCAGGUUUAUGAGUAUCAUGCAAGACUUGCGUUGUGCAAUCGAGAUAUGGCUGAACUUAACUUGUGCCUCACGAAGCUGCACUGCCUCUAUGGGAAUAAGCGGAAUGGUGGCCAUCAUGGUGAAUUUGCAGCUUAUGUUAUAUUGUUAUCUGCGAUUCAAGACAAAAAUACUGAACUGAUGUCGAAACUUGGAAGGCUGUCAAGCGACCUGAAACAGCAAGAAGCUGUGAAGCAUGCGAAAGAAGUGGCUCACAGUAUACAGACAGGAAACUAUGCAUCAUUUUUCAAACUCUACAAGGUGGCUCCAAACCUCAAUGGCUACCUGAUGUGUCUCUGCUUUGAGAAGAUGAGAUUUGAAGGUUUAAAAUGUAUGGCAAAGGCCUACGCAACCAAGAUACCUGUUAAAUACGUAUCCAAAAUCUUAGGUUUUGCUGCAGUAGACGGAAGUGUUGAUUGGCUUAAAAGUCAUGGUGCUGUUUUAUCAUCCUUCGAGAACGGGGAGAUGGCUUUACUGCCAAAGGACUCUACAGCUCUCGUCUCUACGCCAGUUGUUGCUGCUGAUGGUAUUCGUGCUUUCCAAGCCCACUGAUCUGAUCCGCCGGUUGAACUGAAGAAUCACUGAUCAAAACUCCUCUGCUCGGGAUGGUGCUUGAUAACGCUGAAACAAUGUAGCUCUUGGGAACUCAUCAGCUGUUGUAUGUCCUCCCUGAUGUUAGUACUGAAACUUGUCGUCAUGGAUCCUGUUGGUUGGCUCAGUAGCUUAGCUAGAACAGAUUUAUUUCUUUUUUGUCGCCAUUGCGGCUUGCAUGUGGUUGAGCAAGAAUAUGGAUCCCCAUGUAGUAACAUUGUUAAUAUGUGAAGUAUUCCCUCCGUUCCUAAAUAUAAGUCUUUUUAGCCAUUUCAAAUGGACUACAA
Aegilops tauschii subsp. strangulata is the source of this 3124-nucleotide messenger RNA. The record is from RefSeq and is a predicted model, not a curated record. Lineage: Eukaryota; Viridiplantae; Streptophyta; Magnoliopsida; Poales; Poaceae.